Molecule: messenger RNA, 600 nt
Organism: Rhizophagus irregularis DAOM 181602=DAOM 197198
Lineage: Eukaryota; Fungi; Glomeromycota; Glomeromycetes; Glomerales; Glomeraceae
Source: RefSeq, a predicted model, not a curated record
AUGUCUAAAUUAAUCGAUAAUUGCGAUGAAUUAUUUUAUGAUAAUAAUUUAAUAAGCAAUUCAAAAAGUAAAAUUUAUAACAAAAAUACAUAUACUGUUAAUAAGAAAUUGUUAGGUCUUUACAUUACUCCUGAUGGCAUUUCAAGUACAAAAAAAUCUCGAUAUAUUUAUGGUAAUAUUAAUAGUUUUAAGAAUUUAGUUAGUACUAAUGAAAAAGAAAAAAUAUUAUGUGAAGGUUACGAUAUUAUUCAUAAUCAAUUCAGUGUAAGUUCACAAAAUGUUUUAAUUCACAAAUAUUUUGAUAAACUACUUAAUGGCCCAGUAGUAAUUAUAAAAAAUGAUAAAUCUGAUAUUGAUGUCGAUAUUCAUAAAAAUUUAUCAAAAUUAAGUAAAACACAAAACAGAAAAAUAUUUCGAUGCGAUUCUUGUGAUGAUAUAGUUAUUAGAUCGAAUGAAAUUAAAUUUUCUCAAAAAUGUUAUUUCAUAAAUUGUUCAAAUGAGUGCAAUCAUUUACAUAAAAUAUGUAUAUAUUGUCAUGAUUUUAAAUUGCAUAGUAAUAGAAAUAAUAAUAAUAGAAAAAAUAACAUUAAAUUUCUUUAA